Molecule: messenger RNA, 2907 nt
Organism: Miscanthus lutarioriparius
Lineage: Eukaryota; Viridiplantae; Streptophyta; Magnoliopsida; Poales; Poaceae
Source: the annotation of a GenBank genome assembly
AUGAUUACGGAGAAGCCAAGCUGGAUUCGCCACGAGGGCCUGCAGAUCUUCUCUAUCGACAUCCAGCCCGGCGGCCUCCGCUUCGCCACUGGCGGCGGCGACCAGAAGGUUCGAAUAUGGAGCAUGAAAUCUGUGGAUAAGAAUAAUGCCAACAAUGAUUCCAGCCAAGGGUUGCUAGCUACAAUGCGUGAUCAUUUUGGAUCAGUAAAUUGUGUGAGAUGGGCAAGGCAUGGCCGCUAUCUGGCUUCUGGAUCAGAUGAUCAGGUUAUCCUAAUUCAUGAGCGAAAAGCUGGUUCUGGAACAUCUGAGUUUGGUAGUGGGGAACCUCCAGAUGUAGAGAAUUGGAAGGUUGUUAUGACCUUAAGAGGGCAUACUGCAGACGUGGUAGAUCUUAAUUGGUCCCCUGAUGAUUCAACAUUGGCUAGUGGCAGCUUGGAUAAUACUGUUCACAUAUGGAACAUGACCAAUGGUAUGUGCACUGCCGUCUUGAGAGGGCAUUCCAGCUUGGUCAAAGGUGUUACCUGGGAUCCUAUUGGCUCUUUCAUUGCAAGCCAAUCAGAUGAUAAGACUGUUAUAAUAUGGCGUACAAGCGACUGGAGUCUUGCUCACAAGACAGAAGGCCAUUGGGAAAAAUCUCUUGGUUCAACAUUUUUUAGGCGACUUGCAUGGUCACCUUGUGGCCACUUCAUUACUACGACUCACGGCUUCCAGAAACCUAGGCAUUCAGCCCCUGUGCUUGAAAGAAGCGAGUGGUCUGCUACCUUUGACUUUCUAGGGCAUAACGCACCUAUCGUUGUUGUUAAGUUUAAUAACUCAAUGUUUCGUAAGAAUUUCUCAAAUGGUCAAGACACAAAAGCUGCACCAGCUGGUUGGGCCAAUGGAACAUCAAAGAUAUCAUCAAAAGAACAGCAACCAUAUAAUGUUAUUGCUAUUGGAAGUCAGGACAGAACAAUUACUGUUUGGACAACAGCGAGUGCGCGGCCAUUGUUUGUUGCUAAGCAUUUUUUCUCUCAAAGUGUGGUUGAUUUAUCUUGGAGCCCUGAUGGUUAUUCACUUUUUGCAUGUUCCUUGGAUGGAUCUGUUGCCAACUUUCACUUUGAAGCAAAGGAGCUUGGAUACAAGUUAAGUGAUUCUGAACUGGAUGAAUUGAAGAGGAGUAGAUAUGGUGAUGUCAGAGGACGACAAUCAAAUCUUGCUGAAAGCCCUGCACAGUUACUGCUAGAAGAAGCAUCAGCAAAGCAAUCGGCUAGCAAAAAGGGGACUUCCAUUGUCCAGCAAUUUCAAGCACCCCCAAAAGUUUCUGCAGAUGUGCCUAACCCAGCUCCUGUUGUGCAAAGUAAGAAAGCUCCUGAAGCUUUACCUGAAGCUGAGAAGAAAACAUCAGGUCCUGCUGCUGAUGAUAUGAAUAAAGUUACUCGGUUAUCUAGUCCAGUGAAGCAGAGGGAAUACCGGCGUCCUGAUGGCCGGAAAAGAAUAAUCCCAGAGGCUGUUGGAUUUCCUUCCAACCAGGAUAACAUACCCAGCCGUUCUCAGAACCAGGUUGUGGAUUUUUCAUCCCUAGAUCAGCGAAUGAAUGGGAUAUCUUAUGGUAGUAAUGGUAACUGUAACAACUCUGGAGUUAAGGAUCGCUCUGGUGUCACAGCAAGGGCGAACAUUACAGAGAGUCUUGUUAUUCAAAAAGCUUCAACCAGUGCUGGCAGUGAUGGAAUGUUGAGUGUAGAACGCAUUGGAUCUGUUGUUCCAGGCUCUUUGACCUGCUCCUCGCUUUCUAUACAUGUGUUAGUUAAGAAAGACAAUGAGGAUUCCUUGCCAGUCUGCCUUGAAGCAAAGCCUGUAGAACGCACUGCAGGUGAUAUGAUUGGUGUUGGUGGUGCCUUUUCAACAAAAGAAACUGAGAUAAGGUGUACAAGAGGAACAGAAACUCUUUGGUUGGAUCGUAUAUCUGCAAAGGUUACUGUCUUGGCAGGCAAUGCAAAUUUCUGGGCUGUUGGCUGUGAAGAUGGUUACCUGCAGGUUUACACAAAAUGUGGAAGACGAGCAAUGCCGGCAAUGAUGAUGGGAUCUGCAGCCGUUUUUAUAGAUUGUGACGACUGCUGGAAAUUGCUUCUUGUCACAAGAAGAGGUCUAAUGUACAUAUGGGACCUCUAUAACAGGACCUGCAUUUUGCAGGACUCAUUGGCUGCUUUGGUUGCAUCUCCAGAUGAGUCGUCAGCAAAUCAUGCUGGUGCAGUAAAGGUUAUAUCUGCUAAAUUCUCAAGAUGUGGUUUUCCCUUAGUUGUCCUUGCCAGUCGCCAUGCUUUUCUUUUUGACAUGAGCAUGAAGUGCUGGUUAAGGAUUGCCGAUGAUUGUUUUCCAGCAUCAAAUUUUGCUAGCUCAUUUAGUUCCCCCCAAGGUGGAGAGCUAGGCAAGUUGCAGAUUGAUCUAGGCAAGUUCAUGGCUAGAAAGCCUAUAUGGAGCAGGGUUACAGAUGAUGGUUUGCAGACACGUGCCCAUUUAGAGACCCAGUUGGCUGCUUCUUUGGCUUUGAAGUCACCACAGGAGUAUCGCCAAUGCCUUCUAUCCUACAUACGGUUUCUGGCAAGAGAGGCAGACGAAUCUCGUUUACGUGAGGUUUGUGAGAACUUCCUAGGUCCUCCGUUGGGCAUGCUUGGAUCUGCAUCAUCUACGGAACCCAAAAAUCCAUCGUGGGAUCCUGAUGUUCUCGGGAUGAAGAAGCACAAACUUCUCAGGGAAGACAUACUUCCAUCGAUGGCAUCGAACCGGAAAGUCCAGCGGCUGCUCAACGAGUUUAUGGAUCUCCUAUCAGAGUAUGAAGCUGCUAAGAGCAAAGUUGACCCAAUGGAUGCCACACCGGCGCCACAACCAGCACCAGAAGCCAAUGACAAUGACAACGUGAUCACCUCGUAG